Messenger RNA from Nilaparvata lugens (brown planthopper), 381 nucleotides. Its product is annotated as glutamine-dependent NAD(+) synthetase. The record is from RefSeq and is a predicted model, not a curated record. Bases 22 to 264 code for a protein of 80 amino acids. Gene Ontology annotation, cellular component: cytoplasm. Gene Ontology annotation, biological process: NAD+ biosynthetic process. The transcript has 4 exons. Gene Ontology annotation, molecular function: NAD+ synthase (glutamine-hydrolyzing) activity; glutaminase activity. Lineage: Eukaryota; Metazoa; Arthropoda; Insecta; Hemiptera; Delphacidae.
AUCCUUCUUAUUAGACCGAAGAUGAGGUUGUGUGAUAAUGGAAACUAUCGAGAGUCGAGAUGGUUCACAGAAUGGAGAAAGCCUCGCGAGGUUGAGGACGAUUACUUGCCGCGCAUAAUCGCGACCUACACCGGACAGAGUGUGGUUGCGUUUGGUGAUGCUGUCUCGCAACUAGAGAUACCUGUAUUGGAUAUGAAAUAUGUGAAGAGCUAUGGAAUCCAGCCAGCUCACACAUUCCAAUGUGCCAAGAUGGCGUUGAGUUGAUAGUGAACGGUUCCGGGUCCUACAUGGAGUUGAGGAAAGCUUAUAUUACUGUCGAUCUUAUCAAAUCGGCUACUUUCAAGGCAGGUGGGCUACCUGUUUAGCAACCUGAGAGGAUGU